CAAAAUUAAAAUAUAUAGAAAAAAGAGACACAGAUGGAUAUUGGGCACAAGCAUUUUACCCAUGGCCACAACCUCACCUUGAACCAAGCACAUGAAGCAGCCAAAAUGUCGUGCUCGGGCUGCAACUCAUUGGUCAUUGGGACCAUGUACAUUUGUUGGCAAUGCAACUUCGUGUUACACGAACAAUGCUUUCGUGCAACCCGGUCACUCAAACACCCGUCACACCCUUCUCAUCCUCUCACCUUGUUUCCUUACCCAACUUAUCCCUCCAAUUCAUUUUACUGCAAUUCUUGUAAACUAUCUGGAACCGGAUUAUCCUAUUCAUGUUCGGAUUGUGAGUUUGAUCUUCAUGUCUAUUGUGCUCAGUCUAGUUCUAACAAUACGAAUACCAAUAAUCCUGCAACACUCACUCAAGUAAACAACUAUUAUCAUGGUCAAGAAGCGAUGUCCCAAAGUCAACAAUAUUCUUAUGUAACACAAAAUGUUUACCCUCCCAGUGCUCAAAAUCAUAACCCAAUUACCAAUCCUCAACAUUCUUCCAUGAAUUCAAAUAUGCAGGAGGAAGAAAUUAGUCUGGCUAGGGAGAAAGAACGCAUCAGGAUGGACGCACAAAGGCAUGAGAUUGUGUUGGAAAGGUAUCGGUUAGAGGCUAAAAUUCGUCAAGAUUGCAUAGACCUGAUUUAGUGGCAUACAAAAACUGGUGGUACAACAAUUAUCAAUUAUUACUAUUUAUUUUCUUUAUUUGAUUGUCAUUUCUUGGUUUCAUUCUGUGUGAUGUUUCUAUAUGCCUUGUUUUUCGAUUCUUUAUUUCAU
This is a messenger RNA of Erigeron canadensis, 813 nucleotides long. RefSeq lists its product as uncharacterized. The record is from RefSeq and is a predicted model, not a curated record. Lineage: Eukaryota; Viridiplantae; Streptophyta; Magnoliopsida; Asterales; Asteraceae. Bases 34 to 684 code for a protein of 216 amino acids. The transcript has a single exon.